Molecule: messenger RNA, 4715 nt
Organism: Linum tenue
Lineage: Eukaryota; Viridiplantae; Streptophyta; Magnoliopsida; Malpighiales; Linaceae
Source: the annotation of a GenBank genome assembly
CCCAAAUCCUAUUUAAACCAGCGCCACAAAAGUCCACAGCUCGGUUUCAGAAUUCAGAUUCCCCCUUCUGCGCCGAUUUCGUGUUCAGUUUCCCCGAACCACCACGACGCCCACGACCCACGGAGAUAUUUCCCUCAUCCCACCUGCUUUUCCGCCGACCAGCAAGGGGGGUAAAAGUCGCACUUUUCGCGGACCCUCUCCCCGAAGAAGAAGAGAAGAAAAGAAAACCCGCCUGCUAACCUAACCCGGUUUGAGGAAUGCGAUUUGAAUCGUCCCGAUCGGAGCGUUCUUCUGCCUCCCCCAAUUCGAGAUUCGCGGCACCUUUCGGUUGAGGGUUUCGCGAAGCUUGAUCAAGAAGAGAGAAUUGUGGGUUUUGCGAGGUUUCUAUUUUUGGGCUUGUUGUACUUUGUUUACCUCCUCUGCUGCUACACGUUCUGAUUGAAGGGGAGAAGAUAAUGAUGAUGGCGGACGGGAACUCGGGGAUGGAGCAGACAGGAGAUGCUGUUACUGGGUUUGAAUUGGGUGAUGAGGAUGUUUCCCUCGAUCUUGAUAUGAUAUUUGACAUUCUCGGAGAGCCUGAUCCUCCUCCUCCCCCUCCUCCACCUCAAUAUCACCAGGAGGAUCCGCAGAAUUUUCUGAAUAAUGGACAACAAGUUGAGUCUAUUCCUGGUUCCGACAACCAAUUGAACUUCCAGCUUCAAACUUCAGCAGACAUUUCUUCCUCCACUUAUGAAACUGACGCUCAGUCCAGACAUGUUGAAGGGGACACUGAAUCCGGCGAACAUUUUGACUGUUGGCUUGAUAGCUCAAAUAAUAGUUUCUUGAAUGAUGGAGUUAUGAUGGAGAACAGUUGGGAAGUUUCAGGAUCUGAGAAUGGAACUGAACAAUUUAUGAAUAUGACCAUCGGAGAUGUAGCUGGACCUUCGCAAGACGCGAUUCCUUCUACAUCUUCAUUCUCUCUUAAUUCUGAUCUUAGUAGCGAUUUCGAUGGGUUUUAUCCUAGUAGUGGUUAUUUUCCACAGCAUGGUCUAUCUGGCGAAUUCAAUUAUGACAAGUUGCCUGGUAGUGAAGCACUAAUGAUUGGUGGGAUGAGUGAGACGAGUAUACCACCAACUGAGAACUUUGAGUCGUCUGGUGUGCCUUGUAAUGAAGUAAUGAUGAUUAAUGGGACGAGUGAGAUGCGUAUGCAUCCAACUGAGAGCUUUGGGUCGUCUGGUGUGAUUGGUUUGGAUCCUGAAGGCCAUGAUUUUAAACAAGAAUCACAUACCAACUUCAAAGUUGGGUCUUAUGUUUAUGAUGGAGGCCAGAAUGAGGCAUUGAUAAGGCCUUGUAGUUCUAAUUCAUUGGGCCACAGGGGGAAGCCACCAGUUUUUGUACACCCAAAGCAUUCUCCAUCUAGUGCCGCACCUCCAAGGUUAAGCCAUAAUCACUUGAUUAUGGCAGAAAAAGACAGAGGCUAUUUGAAGGUUGAACCAAGGAGUUCUGAGGUCCAUGCUAUGUCAUAUUCCAGUAAGAAUAGAAACAUGAAUAUAAAAUCCCUGGACCAGCACUUUGCUAGGGUGCAGCCAUAUGGUACAAACAGUUACCAACAACAUGGGUUUAAGGACGAAGUGAAUUCUCAAAGGAGCUUUGCUAGCACUUUCUCAAGAGUCAGUCCUGAAUCAACUCACAGCAAUUCAUCCGGUAGUCAAUCUAUUGUGGAUGAUGACUCCGACCUUUGUAUUCUUGAAGACAUCAGUCAACCUCCUCGCUCCAGCCACUCUCAACCAUACAAAAAGCCUGCUGAUUCAUUUCAACCUGUUAGUCACAGUGAUUCCUUUCAUUACAACGCAGCUGGAGGAGUGCGACCUAGGGUUUGUGAUGAACGUGUCUUAUUUCGAGUUGCCUUGCAGGACCUUAAUCAACCAAAGACUGAAGCAAUUCCACCUGAUGGCUUUAUGGCAGUACCUCUUAUGAGGCAUCAGCGAAUUGCUUUGUCGUGGAUGGUUCAUAAGGAAACAUCUGGGAUUAAUUGUUCUGGAGGAAUUCUUGCUGAUGAUCAGGGUUUGGGAAAGACGAUAUCAACCAUUUCUCUCAUACUUAAAGAAAGGGCUCCAUGUCAUGGAGCUGAUAAAGCUGUAAUUAAAAAAGAGAAGUUUGAGACCCUAAAUUUGGACGAUGAUGAAGAUGAAAUUGUUGAAGUUAAAGGAAUAAAAAAUGAAAUCAGUGAUUGUGGAGCAGGAUUAAAGAAGGAAAGCAGUGAUUGUGGAGCAGGAAUAGAAAAUCAAAGCAGUGAUUGUGGAGCAGGAAUAAAAAAGGAAAGCAGUGAUCGUGGAGUUAUUUCCUGUCAAAAUGCAUCAAAAAGUAUUAGUCUUCUGGGUCAGUCCAAAGGAAGGCCAGCUGCUGGGACUCUUAUUGUUUGUCCCACUAGUGUCCUACGACAAUGGGCUGAGGAGUUGCAUAAGAAAGUAACUGCUAAAGCUAAUCUAUCUGUUCUGGUAUACCAUGGAAGCAAUCGAACAAAAGAUCCUUAUGAACUAGCAAAGUUUGAUGUAGUCCUCACAACGUACUCUAUAGUGAGCAUGGAAGUCCCAAAGCAACCUUUUGCCGAUGGGGAUGAUGAAGAGAAAGCAAGAGCAGAUGGUGAUGAUGGUCCUCAUCUUGGUUCAUCCGGUAAGAAAAGGAAGUAUCCACCAACUUCUGGCAAGAAAGGCGGUAAGAAGAAGGAAUCUGAUAGUGCAUUAUUUGAAACUCUUGCUCGGCCACUGGCAAAGGUGGCAUGGUUUAGAGUGGUUCUGGAUGAAGCUCAAAGCAUCAAGAAUCACAGAACUCAAGUAGCCAGGGCAUGCUGGGGUCUUCGUGCAAAACGCAGGUGGUGCUUGUCUGGGACUCCUCUGCAGAAUUCAAUUGAUGAUCUUUAUAGCUAUUUCAGGUUUCUAAGAUACGACCCUUUCACAUUGUUCACCGCAUUCUGCAACGGAAUAAAACUUCCAAUUCAAAGAAGUCCAGUUAAAGGUUACAGAAAGUUACAAGCUAUAUUGAAGACAGUAAUGCUUCGUCGUACCAAAGCUACGCUACUUGAUGGUGAGCCAAUCAUUACUUUACCUCCGAAGUUCAUAGAACUGAAAAGAGUGGAGUUUACAGAUGAAGAGCGUUGUUUCUAUUCCAGACUAGAGAGUGAUUCACGUGAUCAGUUCAAGAAGUAUGCUGCAGCAGGAACUGUAAAGCAAAACUAUGUUAACAUCUUGUUGAUGCUCCUCCGUCUUCGUCAAGCAUGUGAUCACCCUCUUCUAGUUAGAGGCUACGAAUCAGUUGCAUUGGAAAGAUCUACAAUUGAGAUGGCAAAGAAGCUUCCUCACGAGAAACGAAUGAGCCUUCUGCACUGUUUAGAGGCAUCUUUAGCGAUCUGUGGCCUCUGUAACGAUCCGCCUGAAGAUGCAGCUGUCACAAUUUGUGGCCACGUUUUCUGCAAUCAGUGCAUCUGUGAACAUCUUAACGGAGAUGACAACCAUUGCCCUAAUUCUCAUUGUAAAGUUCGACUAAAUGUGUCUUCAGUGUUCUCCCAAGCCAUUUUGCACAGGUCUCUUGCUGACCAGAGCAGUGAAGCUGUUUUUGUUCCUCCCUCCGAUGCUGUCUUUGUUCCUCCCUCCAAUGCUGUUGAGGAAGUCAAUUCUCAGGCUCAAAGUGGCGGACCAUAUGAUUCUUCCAAAAUUAGGGCUGCUCUUGCUGUCCUGCAGUCAAUUUCCAAGCCUCAGCAGUCUGCUCCAGAAAUACAGUCUGAACAGGAUUCAGCCAAUGAUGCUAAAGGAAGCAGGACUCCUGAGAAAGCCAUAGUAUUUUCCCAGUGGACGAGGAUGCUAGAUUUGCUAGAAGCUUGUCUUAAGAGUUCCUCUAUUCAGUACCGUCGACUCGAUGGGACAAUGUCAGUAGUUGCUAGAGAAAAAGCCGUCAAGGAUUUCAACACUCUACCAGAGGUUUCUGUUAUUAUCAUGUCUCUCAAAGCAGCUAGUCUUGGAUUAAACAUGGUUGCUGCUUGUCAUGUUAUGCUACUCGACCUGUGGUGGAACCCUACGACAGAAGAUCAGGCUAUCGACAGAGCACAUCGCAUUGGUCAGACACGCCCCGUUAAUGUUUUGAGGUUGACUGUGAAAGACACUGUGGAAGAUCGUAUCUUAGCUCUACAGCAAAAGAAGAGGCAGAUGGUUGCAUCUGCAUUUGGCGAGGAUGCGAAUGGUGGCCGUCAGACACGCCUAACCGAGGAGGAUUUAAGAUACCUAUUCAUGGGUUGAAUGAGUGAGAGAAUGGAAGUUCCAUUUGCUUCUCGCGUUCGAUCUAGAUUUUUUCGCAGUAGAUUCAAGUUCUUGACAUGGAUUUUAUUCGUCGUACUUGGGAUUCUUUUCCUAGGUUUAAGUUGAGAUGAUGACCGAAAGGGUGUAGCAGCAGGUUGUUUCUUCUGAUCGCCGAGUUUUGUUCAGUCACUGUAUAGCCAGGACAUAGCUGUAGAAAGAUAGAUAAUCCAAUUAUAGGUAACCUAUAUAGUUGAAGAAGAUUGAUAGGAAGUUCUACAUAUUUCAUAGUUCUGUUUAUGCUUUUCUUUGCCCACUGGACAUUUUCCUCGCAUGUAUAUGAAAUGGAAGGGCUCUAUUCCUGACAGCUCUGUUUUUCCUCUUCUGCUUUGUGUGGAUGGAGUGACAGAAGUUUUGAGUAUUCAAGUUUUAAGUUUGUUUAAAAGGGAA